AUGUCCGACACCUUGAGCUGGGGGUCGAGGAAGGGGCACAGAGCCUUCUGGAACGAACAAGUGGCUUUGUGGGAUUUAACGGACCUUGCCUCUUCCGGAAGAUUGCGUGCUGGUUGGCUUUACUGCGUGGCCAUCAAUAUCGUCGGUCGAGCCAUCUCUCCUCCCAUCUCGGUCAGAUUCGCAAAAAUUGAUGAGUCGCGGACGUGUGAGACCCGAACUUUUACAAUAAAGGACCAACCGUACUUGCGCCUCAACUGCACGGUCCCGGAGAGCACCCCGCCAGCCACUGUUCGGUGGAUGUACCGUCAGCCCAAUGGCUUCAUGGGUUUCAUUCACGAAAAUCGUACCUUUGCAAUGGAUGAUGACGGCAAUCUUCUAAUUGCUACUCUUGGACUUCCUGCAUCGGCAACUAUGUAUCUGUUCUGCUCAGCGAGUAACUCAAUUCUUCGCACAAUGAGGACAGACUGCGACAAUGUGCUCCAGAUUAAAAGAAGUCUCUCACAGAGUAAUCAGCCUCCUGCCGGGCCCUUCCUCAUGGCACGGUCACCGCCAAAGCAGACGAGACUGCUAAACGAAACCAUAGAACUGCGGUGUCUUAUCUCCUUCUUUCCAGGAACCGAGAUCCAAUGGCUUUGGAAAUCCUCCAAAUUCGACACAACACUGGAAUGGAAAAGUGGGCAUUGGAGCACAAAAUACAAUAGAGCUUUUCCACAUGUUCCACGCAUCGAAGUGAAGAAUGAAGGAACCUUGCUGAGCAUAGAGAGGCUGAAAUUUGAGCAUGCAGGCCUUUACACAUGCCGAACUGCAGACAAAGCGGGGUCCCCAUCGAAAGCUGUUUUGGCCACUUAUGAGUUAGUUGUUGAAUCCAUUCCUGUAUUCGAAGUAAUGCCAGUGGACACAACUGUGCCGAUCGGAGGCUCAGCUCGGCUACAAUGCGAGCCAAAUGAAGAGGAGGAAGGCUCGAAAAUAAAAGUCAAAUGGUACAUGAACGGUGAACCCAUCGAAAGACACUUGGAUGGCAAUCGCAAAAGGCUUUCCGGCAACAGCCUCAUUUUGAGCGAUCUGGGAAUGCACGACAGUGCAGUCUUUCAAUGCAACAUAAGCAACCAACAUGGAUUUCGAUUUGUAAACGCCUACGUCAAUGUCUGGAAUUCACCACCUGCAAUAAUUCAAGGUCCGCCGGAGGAACUUAUUGUAGCUGAGGGCCAAAAAACCACCAUCCCUUGCAAGACAGUGGGGGCUCCGACCCCUCACAUCCACUGGACUCGCGAUGGUUCUGUCACAGCACCAAACAAUCUCGGAGAUGACUACAGAAAAGUGCUUAUACUUCCCGACGGGAGCCUUGAAAUCAAGAGAACGGCUCUGACUGAUGGUGGGAUGUACAAAUGUGUUGUUGGCAACCGCUUUGGAAGUUCUUCAGCAUCUGGACGUCUUGUGGUGAGACAAGCUACUCGGAUCACUUCAGGUCCCCUGUGGGUGGGUAGCUAUGCCCUUCAAAAGACCACUGAAAAUGGCACCAUUGUCACUAGCAUCGGAACCGAGGUGUCACUCUUCUGCAGGGCCGAAACCGACGUCAUGGAGGUCUCGAAAUUACUCAUCAAAUGGCAGUGGUUACCACUUUCAAAGUCAUCAGAUUUCCAACCAGAAGCCGAGGUUGACUCGUUGGAUGGUUACGUCGAUCUUCCAUCCGACAACAUUCGUGAGACCCAGCGGAAGAUCAGCAGAAACUCAGUUGAAUCUUCUCUGACACUGUUGAAACCGCUACCGUUGCAUUCUGGAACUUAUCGGUGUCAAACCCUCAACGGUCUUGAUAACGACUCACGAACCGUAGACGUCAUUAUUCAGGGCCCUCCUGACCCUCCACUGGAGAUGUCGUUGGAUUGUACACAGGUCGCUAAAAGAGGAACUGCUCUUCUAUCGUGGACCCCUGGUUUUGACAACAAUGCACCCAUCACCGAUGUUCAAAUUGAAUUUACCGUCGGUUUUAACCGUCCCAGUGGAAAGAUUCAGACGGAUUUGUUGGACCUCUCCUCUCCCCUCCAUACAAAGAUAAUUCUAAAGACUCUAAAUAGCUCCGUACAGAGUGAGACGUGGCUCCGGUUAGAGCAUAGUCUUUUGUCCGGACCCCUUCUUACUCCCGCCUGGCAGGCCAAUGACGACCUGGCCAUGGUCAAUUUGACCCGCAACGUCGCCCUCGUCCCCAUCCAUCCCGAUGUUGCCUACCAAUUCCGUCUACGUCUGGUUAACCGCAUAGGUGUCUCUGAACCGGGACCUCCGGCACCGAGCCUAAACGAGGAGGAGCAGAAACGUUGCCUUCUCAAACCACAGGCGCCAACAGCGAGGCCCAAAGAACUGGAGAUCUAUGGAAAUGUGCCAAACACACUAACUGUAGCGUGGAGGCCAAUUCCGCCAAUUCAUCACAAUGGUCCAGGUUUACGUUACCACCUGGCCCUAAGAUGUCUCGAUUGUGAACAAAAUAUAGUGGAGGGUGGAGCGCUAAAUGGUACGACAAUUUUCGACUGGAAUCAGAGCCAAAUCGUGUUUUCAAACCUUCCAGUCCACAAUGUGCUCAACCAAGAAUGGUCCAUCGAAAUUUUCAAGCAAUACGAGGUGAGUCUGACCGUGUCAAACGUACUGGGUUUAAGCAAAGCCGGACCUCUGGUUGCCAAAGGGUGGUCGGCGGAGGCACCUCCGACUAUAGCGCCAUAUCGACUCCGCGUCACCCGUGUGGAGGCCGCUAUGGCAGAACUGACUUGGGACUGGCCCCCCGAAACCUCCGGAUCCGUAAAUGGCUUCUUUAUCGGUCUUCGAAUUGAAUGGUGUCUUGUCGAGAAAGACCAGAUUUGUGACCGGUAUAAAGUUAUUCAGGAUGUUAGACUUGCUGAGCCUCCAAAAGAGCUCUACCCUAAUCUGCGAGUCGACCCAACUGACUUGGAACCCAGGAGGCGUGAAACCGAGGAUUGGCCUGGUAAUCACACUGUCCAGCGAAAUUUAGAACCAACGGUGGUAGCCUACAAUCAACACAGACGCGCUGUGCUCCGAAAUUUACCUGGAUUAAGUCACCUUCGCGUAUGGAUUCGUCUUUUAAACAUCCAGUAUGAAGGUCCUGGCAGGUAUUUCUUUACAAUCGUUAAAGAAAUUUGA
Messenger RNA from Hydatigera taeniaeformis, 3144 nucleotides. NCBI's taxonomy places the organism in Eukaryota, Metazoa, Platyhelminthes, Cestoda, Cyclophyllidea, Taeniidae. The record is from the annotation of a GenBank genome assembly.